CGCGCACCCCACCCACACAAGUAGAAAUAUAAACAUAAAAAUUAGUAUAAUAUUAUUUUAGAAUCUAUCACCACAUCUUUCUCUCUCCUCUCUAGAUCUCUCAGAUAUGAAAGGCAACAACAGCACAUCAUAAUUCCACUCAGGCCAGCCAGAGACAUUCCUUCUGUGAGGAAAGCUCCUGCUUGUUCUUCUCCUUCUUCCAAGGGUAGGAGAUUAGAAUUGCUCUUUCUUUGGAUCACAGGAGGGCAUCAGGGAAGUCCCACAAGGAAAUUAAUCUUGCAUGGAUACUGCCCAGUGGCCUCAGGAGAUAGGGUUGGUGAAGCCCAUGGAGGAGCUGGUGUCGUCCACUACCAGCACCACCACCACCAGGCCUCAUCUGAUGGAGAGGAGAACCAGGCCCCAGAAGGAGCAGGCCCUCAACUGUCCCAGGUGCAACUCCACCAACACCAAGUUUUGCUACUACAACAACUACAGCCUAACACAGCCCAGGUACUUCUGCAAGACCUGCAGGAGGUACUGGACUGAGGGUGGGUCCCUCAGGAAUGUCCCUGUGGGCGGUGGCUCCAGAAAGAACAAGAGGUCCACCACCUCCUCCACCGCCGGCCCCACCUCCACCGCCACCACCACCACCUCCACUAUCACAGCAGCAGCAUCCACGGUCUCCACCUCCAGGAAGCUGCCACCGGAGCUGAGCCCAACCCCCAUGUCUCUCUCCACCUCCUCUCAGAACCCAAAGUUCCAUGAGGGCCAGGACCUCAACCUGGCCUUCCCUCAUCACAGCCUGCCUGAGUUCAAUGACUUCCCCAACUUGGAAAGCAGCAGCAACAACAACAACAACAAUAGCAGUAAUAGUGGGAGCAAUCCAUGCACUGCCGUUGGAGCUCUUUCUGCCAUGGAACUGCUGAGGAGUGGGAUGGGUGCAAGGGGGCUGGGGCCCUUCAUGCCCAUGCCGAUGCCCGACUACCCGGCUGGUUUCGGAGUUGGACUCCAGGAAUUCAGACCACCCACCCUUGGAUUCCCCUUGGAUGGGAUUGGAGGAGCGGGAGGUGGGAAUAGCGGUGGUGGUGGUGGUGGUGGUGGUGGUGGGUAUGGGGGUUUGCAUGGGGUGCAGGAGAAUGCUAGUGGGAGGCUGCUGUUCCCUUUCGAGGACUUGAAGCCGGUCCCUUCGAGCACCGCCGCUGAAUUUGGGCAAAAUAGAGGCCAAGUUGGGGAUCCUCCUGGUUUUUGGAAUGGUAUGAUGGGUGGUGGAGCCUCUUGGUAGAAUUAAAGAUAGAAUAGACAAGUAAGCAGGAGGUUAAUUUCCAAGAGUCUAAGAACAAUGAAGAAGAGUUGGUGUUUAUUUUAACCAUUUUGUUUUUCUGAUGAUGGUGGUGGUGGAUGACUUUGUUUGGAGUUUGUUAUGGACUAACAGCAGACACAGGAUACAUGGAGUUCCUUCUGUUUACCUUCAUUUCUUUUGAUCUCUUUUUCCCCCCUUCUCCUUGCUCCUCUUUUAGUUUCUCCUAUUCGAUCUCUGAUCUCUGUGGACAUGUGAAGCUUCUUUUUAGGUUGGCUUCAAAAGGGUGUCUUAACAAAGUGGACUUUUGCCACUGUGGUGAAAGAGAAGAAAAGAGGCCUGCGGUGCCCAAUAUUUUUUUUUCUUUUUUCUUCUUUUCCUUUUUGCAGGGAUAACAUGAGAGACGAUAUAACCCUAUUACUUGUAGGGAUUGUUGCACCAUUGCCUCAAUGGAAACGGGUAAAAGAAAGAAGAAUGGGCACCCCUGUGUUAUAUGUUUUGAUGGAUUUGGAAAUAAUGUGGUAUUGUAGCUAGAACUCGAGUCUGAAAGAUUGUAUGGACUAUUUUAAAAAGAAAAAAAAAAAGGGAAACAGAACUGUCUAUUUGUUUAUUUAAAUUAUGAAACAAGGGGAUUGAAUGUAAUAUUUAUGUAUUAUUAUUAUCAUGGUUUUCUCUUUUA
This is a messenger RNA of Elaeis guineensis (African oil palm), 1955 nucleotides long. Its product is annotated as dof zinc finger protein 1. Gene Ontology annotation, molecular function: DNA binding; DNA-binding transcription factor activity. Lineage: Eukaryota; Viridiplantae; Streptophyta; Magnoliopsida; Arecales; Arecaceae. Gene Ontology annotation, biological process: regulation of DNA-templated transcription. The record is from RefSeq and is a predicted model, not a curated record.